ACUGAUGCUGUAACAACCCAAUAGCCUGGUUAAACUCUCUGCUGGAGCUUAGUUCCCAAAACUUUUGCCAGUUUUAUUGGCACAAAUGGGCUAAGCCAUGAGCAUCCACACUUAGCCUGAGUCUGGCCAAGAUCUCAAAAGCCAUGUGCCCCACUGGCCCAGAAUGGAGCAGCUGGCAGUCGUUCUCUUUGGUGCAGCCCUUCGAGUAGGGUGACCAGGUGUCCAGUUUUGGACUGGUCCAAAAGGGAUCCUGGCAGCUCCACUCAGCGCUGCUGACCUGCCCGUUGAAUGUCCGGUUUGCGCCACGCCGCAGCAGGGCUGGCAGGCUUCCUGCUAGCCGCUGCACUACAGACCGCGCGGCUCCCAGGUCGGGAAGCAGCCGACAUGUCCGGCUCCUAGCCUUGGCGGCUGCCGGGGGGGUCUGCUGCUGCCCUGCUCUCAGGCGCAGCUCCCAUGGGUGGGUCAGGGCAGGGGAGGAACUAGCACCACUCAAGCACUCCGCAAGUGGCUGCUGAGGGGUUGCGUGGCACGCGUCUCUCCCGCUGUUGCCCGGCCCUCUUCUCCUCGCGUGGCAGGGCUCGAGCUGCAGCACAUGCCCUGCCGUGAACCGUGGUCUGUUGCCCAUUGCUGGCGCCCAGGAGUUGAAGGAUGAGUGUACUGGAUUGAAGAGCACUGGGGAGAAGCAUGUAAUAUACUGCACCUACCCUGCUACAUGAGAGGGAGAUGAACAGGCUGGAACAUCCCCAGGGCCCUGAAAUUGGGUUGAAAAGCUACAGCUGCAUGCCCACCCUUUCUUUGCAAGUGGAAGCCACGCAAAGGUCUCAAAGUUGUUCCGUCCCCUGCUACAAGAAGCAUAAAGAACAGUGUAGACCCAAACAGGAUCAGGUUGUAAAGACGCUGAUGACAGACCCAUCCUCACCUUUCAGAAGAGUUAAACCAGUGGAAAAUGAAGGAAGCCAUUGGUCUGUAGAUGAUAUCCUGACAGAAGAUGAUGAGGUGGACAGAGUCCCACUGCAGAAACUCAAACUCUUAGGGGAGUCUAAAGAACUGAGAAGCUUACUACUCAACCCCCAUCUGCAGCAACUUCUGUUAACUGUAGAUCAAGCCAAAGAAAAAGAUUCCCUCAUGAAAACAUAUAUGCAAGAGCCAUUAUUUGUGGAAUUUGCAGACUGCUGCUUGAGGGUUGUUGAACCUCCAGAGAAAGAGAAUUGGCUUUUGGAGUGAGAGACUCUUCAGGAACAGAACUAAUCAUGAAUUUUUCUAAACCUGGAAGAAACGUUUUAUUACCAUGUGCUUUGCUGAAACAGCCUCAGAUGGUUCUCCCUCUCCCCCCCACCCAGUAAAACAUAUUUAACUCCUGGAUGUCUGCACUCUAAUUCUCACCUCCCGCGUUGUCAUAUGGUAAGCUUUGUCACAGGUGGUUGAAGAGAGGAAUAUGUAUGCAUCUACUAGGUGUAAUUGAAGGUCAGUGUUUUAGUGCUGUGACUUACCUUCUCUUAGUACAGGUUCCAUUGCCAACAGCAGCUGUGCUAGGAAGGAGAAAGGUUAGAUUAAGUCCCCUCGUGUUUAAAACUUUAUCCUUCAAGCAUUUGUCAAACCUUGCUGAGAAAUUAGAGUCCAGAGAGCUGCACAAGAUAUUUAUUAAAAUGCUAGGUAGAGAAGAACAAACAAACAAAACAUACAUUUCCCUGCUUCAGGUCAAGCAAGAGGAAAAGAGCCCUUUUGAGCUCUCUCUUGCUCUAAAGGUUCCCAUGCUAAGAAACACUUCUGCCCCUACAGAAUCUGUGACCCUAAUCCUGGGGAUGGAUGUGACAGUGAAGGGCUCUGGACCUUAGCAGCACCAAGAGGGUGAAAGUCGUUAUAUGCUUUUAUCUGAGUUUGGACCAAUACAAUCUAACUGCUUAAAAGCAGCAUGUUAAUUUUUCUUCAGCUGGUCAGAUACAUUGAGCCCAGUCUUAUGAUCCCACUUUUCCUGAGACAGUUGGGUCCAGCACUAAGCUCCACCAAUUCUUGCAUUUUAUUCAUAAGCAUUAGCAACCUGCUGAAUUUUAGUGCUCUUCGAGGUAAAUGGCUGUAUGUUUGCCUCGGGGGGGGGGGGGGGGAGAUUGGGGGACGAUCCCUAGUAGUGUUCAGAUUUCUUGAAAAACUCAGUUGUUUUCCCUAUGCAGUGGAGGGCUGAAAGGAUAUUUUACAUCAGAUCAUAGAGCUAUUUGUUCAAUUAUUUCCCCAAAAAUAUUUUAGUUCGAUUAAAGGUUGUUGUGAUUUUGUUUGUCCUACUGUAGUGUUUUCUUGGUAUUAAUACUUCCUCUAUUACCUGUAGGAGAAAGUAAGAAAUCUGUGCUAAUGACCAAUAUAUCUGCAAUAUUUACAUAUGUGACUGGGGGAAUCAAGAUUCCAGGGUAGCAGCAGAUAUUUUUAAAACCGAUCUGUCUCAUGCAGGAAUAUUGUAGAUAGAUUAAAACAUUUAGAAGCAGCAGCUUGAAAGAAGUCGUUCCUUGAAGGAAAAAGUGCUAUAAAUAUUUACGGUGGCUAAAAGUUCA
Messenger RNA from Chelonia mydas (Green sea turtle), 2540 nucleotides. RefSeq names its product zinc finger HIT-type containing 3 (gene ZNHIT3). Gene Ontology annotation, biological process: maturation of LSU-rRNA from tricistronic rRNA transcript (SSU-rRNA, 5.8S rRNA, LSU-rRNA); box C/D snoRNP assembly; snoRNA localization. The transcript is spliced from 7 exons. Bases 724 to 1224 code for a protein of 166 amino acids. The record is from RefSeq and is a predicted model, not a curated record. Gene Ontology annotation, molecular function: protein binding. Gene Ontology annotation, cellular component: pre-snoRNP complex; nucleus. NCBI's taxonomy places the organism in Eukaryota, Metazoa, Chordata, Testudines, Cheloniidae.